Molecule: messenger RNA, 219 nt
Organism: Kickxella alabastrina
Lineage: Eukaryota; Fungi; Kickxellomycota; Kickxellomycetes; Kickxellales; Kickxellaceae
Exons: 2
Coding region: 1-219 (72 amino acids)
Source: RefSeq, a predicted model, not a curated record
AUGUCAAAGGCAGCCAAAAUGACGUUUCUGGGCUCCUGCGUGUUCGCAUCACAGGGCCUCGAGCGUGCAUCCAUGUACCAGGGUGUUAUAAGGGAUCAGGAACGCAAGGUCCAGCGCGAAAAGAACGCCCGCGAGUACGACGAGACCCGGGCGCUGCAUGCCGAGCUUAUCAAGGAUCAGCCCAAUGUACGGGACAUUGAUUCCAAGUCGACAACAUAG